AUGUCCGAAAUCCCGGCCGGCCGACCUGUGAAGUUCACAAUCACUCACCAUCGCCAACAACAACACUCUCACGAGGCAUUCAUUAACUGGAUCGUCGAGGAGCACCUACCUCUCGCUAUACCCGUCUUUGAAAAGUAUGGAGUCAUCAAUUACUCUCUUUUCGUUACGCCGCCGUCUUUGAAUGAUGCACUAAAACAAGAUAUUGGAGGGUUUCGGCCUACUUGGGACUUCGCUUCGUGCGACUGCUUUAUCGAAUACACACUCCCUAAUCUGGAGGUCAUCAAGGAGAUAAUGUCGGAUCCAGAUUGGCAUGUAGCUUUGAAGGACCAGGAUAAGUGGGUCAAUGUCCCGAAGGCCCUGGUUUCGGUGGGUUACUCUACUGGGAAUCUACUGGAUAAGAAAUAG
Messenger RNA from Penicillium maclennaniae, 405 nucleotides. Its product is annotated as EthD domain-containing protein. Gene Ontology annotation, molecular function: oxidoreductase activity. Bases 1 to 405 code for a protein of 134 amino acids. The transcript has 2 exons. Lineage: Eukaryota; Fungi; Ascomycota; Eurotiomycetes; Eurotiales; Aspergillaceae. The record is from RefSeq and is a predicted model, not a curated record.